UGGAGGCUCUGCCGCGUAAGGCUGAAAUGCUUCUCUUCCUGCAGACCAUGGGGGCUGAGCUGAGCGGUGGCCAGGGCGCCCCAGAGCCGGCGCAGCCCCAGCCCGCAGCACAAACGGGCCCGGAGCAGCCCGCGCCCCAGCCGCAGCUCGGACCUUGGGGGCCGCUGGAUGAUGUGCGUUUCCUUAUCGUCUGCACCUCCUGGUACUGACGGCUGCUGGCCGGAAGAUGCCGCCCGCUGCCUCGUUCUCCCUGUACUUGGCUUUCGGGACCUGGCUCCCACCAGUGUUUCAGAAGGUCGCAGGGGACUUGAAGGAAGGUCCAGCAGGGCUGUCUCCGGGACAGGAACUGCCUCAAACCCUGAACGAGUGCACCUUCCAGCCUGCACCCAUACCCGGCUUGGCUCAGACCUGCGUGCUCUCCCCACCCCAGUGCUUCAAUUGUGUGGGGGCCUAGGGCAGCUUUUCCUGUGUGCAACAUUGGCAGGUCCGGCCUCCUGGAAGUCCUGGGUGUGACACCAUGUCCACAACCGCUCACCGAGAGGGGGUUGUUAAAUUUGCUGGCUUGGCAGGUGACCUGCAGCAAGCAGCACUUUGUUCUCCCAGAGGGCCACCCUUGGAACCUCGCAUGUGUUCCACACCCCAAAGAAAACGACAUGAUUCUGUAUUUGUUUUAUUUAGAAAUGUUUUAAAAAACAUUAUACAAAGGCUGAUCAGUUUAAAAUGUGACCGACACUGAAAUGCGGUGGCAUUCCCCAGGCUGAGGGGAAGCUGGGCUCUGGGGCCCCUCUGCCUGGCUGCCCUGUCCUGGGUGAUGGACACACAGAAGACCAUAGGCAGGAAAAUCCAGGGUUGGAAGCCUCCAGGCUGAGCCCUCUCCAGGCCUCGUGGCUCUGCACCCCUCCCUCCCAACAGGUGCAGCCACGGCCUCCUACCUUCAUCUCUUGCGCUUUCUCAGCUGGCCUAGGUAGUACCAGGGGCCAGUGGGGAGCCCAAGGGCGCCUAGAGCGUUCCCAGAAGUGAGAGCACCAACCUGAGGAGUGGACAGGGACAAGGGAGGCCAGGAAAAGAUGGACAGAGGAGAGAAACCUCUGCUGCUCCCAGACCUUGGACGGAUUGGAGGAUGGAAACAGGUCCCGGCCAUUCUGGAGUGGCCUGGGCAAGUUGCAGAACCCUUCUGAGGGCGCGGUGCACAGGGAGAGCUGCCCUUGGCCUUUCAGGGCCCCACGAGUUUGAUGGGAGUGGACAGUGUAAGCUAAUAAAGUGCUUUGCAAAGUAUAAAACACCA
This is a messenger RNA of Ochotona curzoniae (black-lipped pika), 1285 nucleotides long. RefSeq names its product MMP24 opposite strand (gene MMP24OS). The coding region runs from base 27 to 209 and encodes 60 amino acids. The record is from RefSeq and is a predicted model, not a curated record. NCBI's taxonomy places the organism in Eukaryota, Metazoa, Chordata, Mammalia, Lagomorpha, Ochotonidae. The transcript is spliced from 2 exons.